Messenger RNA from Rhipicephalus microplus (southern cattle tick), 11790 nucleotides. Its product is annotated as transcription factor RFX3. Gene Ontology annotation, biological process: regulation of transcription by RNA polymerase II. The record is from RefSeq and is a predicted model, not a curated record. Gene Ontology annotation, molecular function: RNA polymerase II cis-regulatory region sequence-specific DNA binding; DNA-binding transcription factor activity, RNA polymerase II-specific. Lineage: Eukaryota; Metazoa; Arthropoda; Arachnida; Ixodida; Ixodidae.
CGGCAGUUGGCAACUGUUGCCCUUGGAGUCAAACGCCAUAACUACGGAAGCCAGGAGGACCUAGUAACCUGUCAACAAAAAGCUGCAGACAGGAGACGGUGGCUUGAGGAGCCUUUAUGGAAGCUCAGGGUUUCGUUGCGGAGAUGCAGCCCCUGAGCUCGAGUCACGUCCAGCAGCCACAGAACUCACCCUCGCAGGCCCAGGCCGUUGUUUCCCAGCCGGCAACCACCAUGCAAGCAGCUACCACGGCAGCCUCGCAAACACAGGCAGUGGUGGUUGCCACGGCAACAACACAACAGGUGGCUCCUGCAACGUCCCCCCCACAGACGAGUCCACAGGCGACCGUGGUCCAGGUGUCAGCGACCAAUGGCACUCCUCACUUCAUUGCCGUUGCAGUGGCGGACGCCGAUGGACAGACACCUGGCACUGUGACACUUCAGCCGACUUCAGCAGUGCACCCUACAUAUGUCCAGUAUGUCGACAGCACUGGAGAUCCCAGCCUUUACACCGCCACUAAUGGACAGAUGACGGGUUAUCCUGUGUACAGCGUCACAGAUUCGGGGGCGAUGUACACCCCUGGCAAUGCUGCCUACUACAGCACCGCCAGCGGUACUGCGGUCACCUAUUCACAGGCUCUGGAAGUGGCGGAAGUUUCCUUUCUAAGCUCGAAAACCGACGACCAACGCAAAGUGGCCGAGAUGAUGUCGGCCUACCCAGGAGACCAGUGCGUGGUGCAAACGCUCCAGGAGGCAUCGCCCAUGCCCCUGGCCGCGGCCGCUGCCACCACUCCGGCCACCACCGUGGUGACGGCCACUGCGUCGGUGGGCGGCUCCUCCCAGCAUUCGCCCUCGUCGGGGGGCAACACUGGGCAACACCAGAACAUACGCGACAUGGACAUCAUCCACGUGCAGUGGUUGAUCGACAACUACGAGACUGCGGAGGGGGUGUCGUUGCCGCGGAGCACAUUGUACAACCACUACCUGCGGCACUGCGGGGAACACAAGCUGGAACCCGUCAAUGCCGCUUCCUUUGGAAAGCUCAUCCGUUCUGUUUUCCUUGGCUUGCGCACACGACGACUUGGCACUCGGGGCAACUCCAAGUACCACUACUACGGCAUCCGGGUGAAGCCCAACUCGCCACUGAACCAGAUCUCGGAGGAAGUGACCACCACUGCUCUGCGGCAGCAGUCGGCCACACAGGCCAAACGAUUUCGGUUGAGCGGGACCAAAUCCGGCCUGUCAGACGCGCCGGAGUCCGGUACAGCCAUGCCAAGCCAAGGCCAGGCAGCCGACGCGCCAGGGUCGACCGCCAGCGCAGCGCCGCCCAUCGCGGCUCAGCAACCUGCACAGCAGCAUCUGCAGUUUCUGGGCGAUGCCUCCGCGGCCGUUCCUGUGCUAGCCGAGGUGGACUUUGGCGGCGGCUCCCUUCCCGAUGGACUCACCAAAAAGGACGUGGAGGCGUUCCGGCGACUCUAUCAGGACCACUGCGAUGCCUUCCUGGAGGCUGUGAUGAACCUGCACUUUUCCACCGUGGAAUCCCUCUGGCAAGACCUGUGGGGAAGCAAUGACUGCAGGGAGCCAGAAAAAGGCCUGAGCCAGUCCAAGCUGCGGCUGCUGAGCAAGUGCGAGGCGGUGCAGAAGUUUGUUCAGCAUGCCGACUACCAGUUUUACCAGAACCUGGUGGAUGUUCUCAUCCCUGAUGUCCUGCGGCCCAUCCCCAGCUCCUUGACGCAGGCCAUUCGAAAUUUCGCCAAGAGCCUCGAAGGCUGGCUCACCUCGGCCAUGCAGGGCUGUCCCGAGGACAUGGUCAAAGUCAAGAUUGGCGCAGUGAGUGCUUUUGCACAGACCCUGCGGCGAUACACGUCGCUCAACCACCUGGCGCAGGCAGCACGGGCCGUGCUUCAGAACUCUUCCCAGAUCAACCAGAUGCUGUCCGACCUAAACCGGGUAGACUUCCACAACGUCCAGGAACAGGCAUCAUGGGUGUGCCAGUGUGAUGACAGCCUGGUGCGCCAGCUGGAGCAAGACUUCAAGCUGACCCUACAGCAGCAGACGUCGCUGGAGCAGUGGGCCGCCUGGCUGGACAGCGUGGUCGACCAAGUGCUGGAGCCGUUCCAAGGACGACCUGAGUUGCCCCGUGCAGCCCGACAGUUCCUGCUCAAGUGGUCCUUCUACAGUUCGAUGGUGAUCCGUGACCUGACGCUGCGGAGUGCGGCCAGCUUCGGGUCGUUCCACCUGAUCCGCCUGUUGUACGACGAGUAUAUGUUCUACCUGGUGGAGCACAGAGUGUCUAAGGCCACCGGGAAGACGCCCAUUGCCGUCAUGGGAGAGUUCCUGGGAGCCAAGGGAGCCUCCUGCAGUGCACUGAGCUCGGACGUGAUAGUCGAGAACGGCUCGUCGCCAUCCUCGUCUUCGACCGGCUCCUCACGUCCAACCUCGGGCAGCUACAGCAUGGUUCUGGCCAAUGGCUGGCCGGCCACCAUUGUGAGUCAGGCACCGAUGGUGGACGCUCCAGUCGCUAAGAAGCUCAAGAGUGUCUAGUCAGCUUGCAACCGCUUCAAUCACGUGGCUUCUCAAAGAAGCACACCUUGUCAAAUAUUGUGCUUUCACUUGCUUACUGGUGAAAAAGACUCCCAUUUUUUAUCGCCCGAAAGCAGUGACGAAUUAAGACAGUUGUGUUUAUCAUUAUCUGCCCCAAGAUGAAUGGAUCAGUCAGAUUUGUAGUUGCUUGUGGGAAAUCAUCGUAAAUGUUUCCACCACUGUUUGCACUUUUUUGCUACUCGUACGACGAGUGUGUGCCUCCACUAUGACAGGCAUGACAGGAUGUCCGUCUUAUUUCAUCAACCACCCGUUGGUCACAUUCACAGCUAGGCGUUCAUUUAUGCCCAAGCUUGGCAUGCACUUCCUUGAAUCUUCUCAUCCUCUGCAAGUUUUUUUUUUUUGUAUCAUUGGAACUCGAUGGUGGCCUAAUGUAUGAUGCAUUGUUGAAAGUAAAAGGCAUAUGACCCCAGGCUACACAAUGAACACUCACACAAAGGUACGACACAGGCUCUGAAUCAGUCUCUUUUUUUGUUCUUGUUGUUGAAGCCCGGCGCUUGUGUUGUCCUUUUGUGUGCGUGUGUGUUCGUUGUGCACCCUCGAGCGCGCUGCCGAGGGUGCACAACGCUGUAUUGACUUGCCAACUAGCCCACAAGUACAUUAAACAAAAGUGAAAGUUGCAUGAAAACAUGUGUGUACGUGUGUGUGUGUGUGUGUGUGUCGUUUAGAAACAAGAGUUAAGUCAUUUUUUCAUGCAACCUUUCACUUUCAAGUUUGUUUCCAUAAAAUGAAGGCCAAAGGACAAAUCCUACUCUGGGGCACUUUCAGGCUGAACAAUUUUCAUAAGUCGUGGUUAUGAAAACCUGAAAUGCAGAGCCGGCAUGGAGGCGUCAGCUGUAACCUAGUCAUGCCCUAUGUUUAACCAUGCUUGAUUUAAGCCUACCCAACAAGGUGUUGAUGAGAUAAGCCGGUGGCGUCAUACGUUGCACCAGGUGUAUUUACUCUGUCACAAGACUUUGUUGGGGCCCACCUCAGAGACGGUGCCACUGAAGGUGCUUUAUUGUAAUUGGUGCGUUUUUUUUGCCAACUGACAGUUGCCAUAUUGCUUUUAUAGCGUGUUGCAGCUUGAAAAUGGGAGAUAUUUUUGUUCUGUAUGAGCCAAAUGUGUUUCCAACAUUCAAUGGUGGAGUGAAAUGAAGUGCUUAAGAUUUUGUGUGAUGCCGUCAUCUCAUGGACAUUGUUCAUUGCAUGAGUUUGAUGGGUCACUGCAGUGUUCUGACAGAUGUGUGUGAAAAUUUGUGAACACCACACGAUUAUCGAACAGUGAAUAACAAAUACGAAAAUUUGAAGCCAGACACACUUGAGCCGAAACCAUCUCUUGAGUUUGUAUCUUCCUUUUAUUUAGGCCAAAAAAUAGAGGUCCUGGGAAGUGCAUUAAUUUGUCUGGCGUCAUCCCUUUGUAGCUUACUCGUUAAUGAAAAGACUUUUACACAUUUAUAGCUACUGCGAGCUUUAGUUUUAUUGUGCAAGUUGUAACUGGGAAGCAUAGAGUUUUAUAUCUGGGGCUAGUGUCUACGCAGGCUCCUUCAGCGGUGCUUGUACUCCCAUGGGAAUUAUGAGAAGUACAGGCUUCGGAUCUGCUUCGAAUAGAUCACAUUCUUGAAAUUCGCAACGCUUGUUUGUCAAGUGUCAAAUGAAAUGCUAUAAAGUUAUACCUAAUGGAAACUUGGUUCAUUCUUUUCUACCCAAACUUUAUUGCAAAAUGUUUUUGUGACCAGUUGGUAGAAGUGAAACCUGAGCAAAAUUUGCUCUGCCAUUGUGUUCCAGACUUGGCAUGAAAAUUUAAUGAAUUAUUUUUUACAACACUUGAAAAUAAACUUGCUUGUUUUGUCUCGAAAGUAUGCAUUACCUAUUUAUAGAUAUGACAAAACAGUAUCAAGUGAGAAACAUAUAACAUAUUGUCUGCUGAAAUGUCAGGUGCGUUUGUCUAAGUGGUCUGCCCCCAAUGCACCUCUUGUUUUGUUGUGAAGUCGAGCCAGGGGAGCGUGACGGUGCAUUUACUUAGCUUCGCCAUCAUUUUAUGGUCAAUUUGAAUGAGCUUCGGCAAGACGUGCUCUUAAAGAAACGUGGAUUUCAUGCAAUAUCUUCACUGCCGUGGGACACUACAUCUAUGCGCAGCAAUGAGUGGACGACGCCUUGCUUAAACUGUCAAAUACAACCUGUAAAGCUGUAACGUCGCAGCAAAAUAAGAGACCUAGCGGUCUUCAGCCUCUUUGAACAACAAAGGCACUGCUUCAGUGCUUUGGACCACACCCCACUACCUACGCAGCGUGAAGAAUGAAACUGAAGCUGUAGAAAAAGAUUCAUAGACAGUCCACUAGCUAACGCAAUCCAGUCCGAAGCCUGUACUUCUCAUGAUUUCCAUGGGAGUACACGAUUGCAGCGCCAGAUGAUAUUAUUGUAUGAAAGUCUAUACUGGGAAGGAACCAUGUUUCCAGGAGCAAUGCUCUGCCAUUGAAAACUUGCUCCUGUCUCCACUUGAAACUCCCGCAGUAAUAUAGUACGUAGUACUCGCCACAGGGGGCCCAGAUCUCACUGCUUUUUGAGUGUUAGCUAUGCCUAGCGGAUGUGAAGUUGAUUCGCAUAAUUGGUGCUGCACUUGGAAAUCAACUUAUCUUGCUAGCAGUUUUUUCUGUGACCAGAAUAAAAGUGAAUGUGAAAUUGCACUUCUUUUCAGGCAUGUGAGGCAGGCGAAAAAAGAGCUGUGAUAAGGCUGGGUGAUUUUUAAUCACCACACCAUGCUAGGAUAUGUGUAUUUGCUUUGCACAAACAAAUUUCUGUUUACUUUUCAGAGGUGCACUAGCAAGACCUGUGUCUUGUGUUCUUUUUUUUUUUUCAUAAAUAGCAAAAUAUUUUUUGCUUAGGGACUGGUAUGUGCAGUGUUUGCAGCACAAGGUUCUUUCCCAAAAGUCCUUCAAGAUGCCACACCACUGCUUUUACAUUAGUACAAAACAUGUGACCUCUCAUCAUUGACUAGGCAUUCUUCAAGGGGUACUGACACCAUUUAUCGAAGGUGUGUUCACUCAGCCAUAUGCGAGUGGAAGUACCAUAUUUACUUGUGUAAUAAGCCCACUUUUUUUUUCCUCCCAGAAAACUUGAGGGCAAUUUGGGAGGAGGGUUCACCGAUUCGAGAGUUUUGCCCUCUACAGGAGGAAACUAUCCUUGCUUUGGUCCACGAAAUGUGCAACAGACCUUUUUUGUAGACCGAAGCUCUUCUUGUUUUUUCCAGUAAUGAGUGCGCUCGGAUAGACACUGAAGUGUCGUCCAGCCGCUCGGUUCUCGUGCUCCAGUGCAUGCUUGGCCAAGUUUAACACCGCCUGUGUAGCUAGCGUGCCCAACGAAUUCCACUACGACAAACCCAAUUACAAAAAAUUGGUCCAGUAUCUGCAUGUUUCACUGCAAAUGUCAUUGAGAGACGAUGGCCUUGCUUCUGGAGGGAGUGAGUUGAACGUCUAUUGGAUGUUCUUCGCAAGAAAAAUGGUUAAUGAGAUUCUGGAGGCACUGUGUUAGAGUUACUGUAUAUGCUACUUUUAGGUAGCAGGGUUGCACCACUGUUUUCCGGCUGCCGCUCGCUCCGCCUACAGGAGUUCAGCGCCCCUACUCGCCGAGCGCCAUCACGUGGUCAUAGGUAGUUCAUUUGCACUGCGGAAAGCCAACGCUACGCAGAUUCUGCGCAGAUCAAGCGAGGUUAACAACGGCUGUUGUUAUUCUCGCCACGCUUCUUCGGCAAUGUAGCUAUGCUGCCCGUUGGUCACAAGAAGUGUAUCAGCAAAUGCAUUCUGUGUUGAAUUGUACUACAUAGAGCCCAUGCAAUUAGACGCGGGUGUUGCUAUAGAAAGAUUAGUGUUCAGUCGAAAGGAAUAAACGUUUGGCCAUUUUCGUCGGCAGGAUUUUCCCUUGGGGGUGCAAACCAUUGUUGCAUUGUGGCUUAGGGAGAGCGAGAGCACUGGUCUAGCUUGGGUGCAGGCAAGUGCUGUUGUGGCUUGAGGGGGGCAAGGGCCACUUUUCCACUUCUCUGCUGACGCCCAUGCGCUUAGAUUUUUUUUAUCGGUUCACGGCACUGCAAAACUUGCUCUAUUUGUAUUAACCACAGAUGCAGUAGUGAAUAUGUUACACAUGCUGAGUUGGGCAGUGUGUCAGCUGCAUACGUCCAAAUUAGUCUGACAAUUAAAACGCUAAAAGUAAAGGGAGAAUUUAAACUAGAACUAUUUGAAUCGGCAAGGUGUUGCUGCUAUUGUGUGAAUUGAAUGCAGCUUUGAAACUUUAAGCGAAAAGAAUGCUGGACACGACAUGGUUGUUAAACGACGAUUCACAUCAAUUGUCCUGAGCCACGAUUGUAAUAGGAUCGUAAUACAAGAUGCGCGCCUUAAUGCGGGCGUCGUACGGCCACUCUCGAUCACUAUCCAGCUCGGUUCAGUUGAAGACUACCAAGCUUUAGCUGGUUAACUCACACAGUUAACGAAUGAGCCCAACGCAAUGAAAAUAUUUCAUCUCUGGCUCGGUGGCGAUCAAGAGUGAAAAAUAAUUUUAUAUAUGUCAAUGGGAAAAACAGUGCAAAAGAAGCCGAAGCUAAUGUGUGGCGUACUAUAUAUAUACAUAUGUACUACUGGUUCAAUGAGCUGACGCAGGUUUUUUUAUUAUUAUUUACCAAAAACAUAAACAUAAAAUUUAGGCUUCCAGGCAUGAUGCGAGCAACAGAGUUUGCCUCGUGCUUUCAUAAAAAAUAGAAAGAAAAGAAAGCAAAAAAAUAGAAUCCAAACUGUAAGCGCAAGUGCUGCUCCUGCGCGGGUGAUGAGUGGCUUUCCCGCAAGACAUUUCAACCCAAGAUGGCGUAUCUUGGCGCAACUCUGCUACCUAAAGGUAGCAUAUACAGUAACUCUACAUUGUGUGAGACAUGAGCGCCAUCUGGCAGUAAUCUUGGAAAAUGGAAGGAUGGCCUCCGAUAUAGCGAGUGCGCUGCGUGUGCAUGCAGUUGGAGUCCAUAAUUUGUAGAAUGCGAGGCAACAGGUAGGUGCCACUAGCAUAUUGUCUUAGCAAAGCGCAGGAAACAACCACCUUUUCGUGCAUAGUGUUGCAUUCUCAGCGUAGUGUAAUAAAUGCUAUGCUCCUUAGAAUUAGUUAUGUAUGCCUCUUGUAGUAUAAAGAAACAUGCCACAGAUAUUGACGUGCUGAUGUUGUGCCUCAGAUAAGUGCAAUAAUUUUUUUUAAUAGACAACACGCACGAGUAUGAACGCCAAAACCAUUGGUGGCCGCUGUGGAUGUGGUUGGAUUUUGGCCGGUUCAGGCGAUGCACAGACAAGUCGAUCAACAGACUGACCAGAACUUUCCCAUUGAAGUAUCCCAAGAAAUAAAGACAUCUUAUAAAAUGCAGCAUCGUAUGAUGCAUUUUGUGAAAGCUAGUAUGAUCACUCAUAUCUAAAAGAGUUACUGGCUUACUGGCAAUCAUUUUGGAGCAGUGUAUGAUAUUUCUUCAGCCCUAAAAAAAGCUGCUUCAGUUUCUUCUUUUCUUUUUGCCACUCCUGCUCCUCAGUUUUACAAAUCUCUUGAAUUUUAGGGUCGCCAGCUUGGCAAACCAAGUUUAAAUUAUCAGUCUAAGGAUUUGACGGGUGCGGCAAAUGCUAAUGUUGCUUACACGGUGGUGUAAUUCAAAAUACUACUCUUAAUAAAAUAGCAGUGCUUAUGUUCACUCUGCACAAUUUAGGUGAUGUUGAAAGGUUUUGUACAAAUUUAUUUUUCUAAACGUCGGUCUUUUUUAAUACUACUCCAAAUUUGACAAAAAAUUGAAUGUUUUUUUGCUGUAACCUGCUCCAAAUUCGGAUUUUAGUGUUCCAAUCUUGCUUCUCGGAAAAUUGCUCCAAAACUUACUUCUGCUGUGGCACUCCUGUAUAAUGGCGUGAUCUAACGUUAUGUCAAUCAUCAAUGGCGCUGGCUAUCAUACUGAAAUAAAAUGAACAGAUACAGUAUUAAAAAAAUAGAUUUUUUUUUCAGGAACCAAGGUUGGGGGGUGGGUUCAUUACAUGAGUAAAUACAGUACUUCUGGUGACUUCGCUCAGCAGAUGACAUCGAGAACCAACACAACGCGAAGGACCACUCAUGCGCCACCAACAGAGGCUGAGAAGCCGUCGCGAUAUUUUGUGCAAGCAUGUGACCCGAAGCUUACACCGCGUACAGUAGGAACCGAAAAUAGCUCUUUAAUUACUUUUUCACGCGGUGCUUAUGCUUGGCACUAAAUUUUCUAGACUCUUGAAGGCGUCACCUUUCAGUUGGCACAAAAAAAAAAUGACAAUCGAAAAUGCCCGUGCCAGUACAUUGAAAAUGCCCGUGCCAGUACCCCUUCAUUUCAGUACUUCAUUUCAUUUCAUGUGCUGGAUGAAACCCUUUCUACUUAUAACUUUUCAUGGCCUCAAAGGCGUAUUAUUUUUAUUACUAACAUGGGAAUAUUGUACUUAGUAGACAGUGUUAAAUGAUGUGACACACUUGUUUGUUUUAUUGCGACAUUGCUUUGUUGCUAUCAUGCCUUUGUGGUACUUUGGAAGUUUUGUGAUGAAUAUCAUAGGCAGAAGCAGCUUAGCAACCUUUCAAAGGGCUCGUGCUCACGUUUAACUGUGGCUGUAUCUUUUUAUCACUUCUGAGACAGCACUGAGCUGAGUCAACACUUUCAGAAACAUUGAUACUGCAUGCAGUCACUAGCAUGAUCUCUUCACAAUACGUGAUGACAUUUUACGCACAUGUGCCAGCAACAUCGUCAGCGUGUUACAUAAGGUCCCGACUUGCACCUGUGUGUCUAAGCACAUUGUGUUUCCACUGCUUUGUACGAUGUGAGGCAUGUCUUGAGAUGUCAGGGAUUUUAGGUGCCAUGCACAACUGAUUUUAAAGCAGUGCUGUGCCUGCCGUUUCUUCGCUGCUUCUGCUGUCAGCUAGUUUGGAAAAAGAAUUGGCAAAUCAACGGAACGGCCGAGCAACUUACUUCCUGGCGGCAAUACUGACGUAUUUCCAAGCUUGUAGCCAAUUUCUGCUUUGUUAAUGGUUUCCUAGUAAUGCCAUUCAGAACUGCUCUGCAAUAAAUGAGUACUGAUUCAAUUUUGAGGCGUCCCAGAAGGGACAUUUUUAUUUUCCAUGCUCUCCACACACCAAAGCCAACCCCAAUGAACACAACAAGUCAGCACAGUUCGCUGCAAACUCUGCAUUAUGCAUGUAACCUGAAUGCAGAAAUCGGAUUCUAUGGACCCGUUGUCGCUUACGUGAGCUACGUGCGACUGAGGGCACAGUUGGUGCUGGUAUUUUGUGAGUUGUCUUCCGGUAAAGGGAGGGGGGAGGGGUCAAACUUGUGUUCACACGUCACUGCCAAGCCAUCCCCUCAACACUGAAACCAAAAUGACCAUUUCAAGUUAGCGGUUUUAAAGAUAUAUUGAGUGCACUCCCAUGCCCCACGACAUUAUUCUGGGGGGUUUUCAACAACCGUUUUUGAUAUAAAGCAACAACCUGAAAGUAUUUUAAAUUUUAAUCAGUACUUCUUUAAGCUAGCUUUUUUUCGUGCACCCCUGUAAAUUAAACCAAGAGUGCUAGCAGACAAGCAGAGUCACAAAUAUUAUUCUCUGCCACAUGUUUUUUUAUAGUGCCCACAGGGGUGUCAUGAACUAUGUGCUUAAGCACACAGGUGUCAUCGUGCUUAGGCGUUUCAUUUAGGGCUAUGUUCUAAUUUGAGACAGCAUCAAGUUUCUGUCGUUGAAGUAAUGAAUGUCUGUGGCAUCAUCUCGUGCUGACAAAAGAACGUGAUUCUUAAACUUCCUUUUUGUUUGAAUCUAUGGAAAACUUAAUGUAGCCUGCAUGUGGGCAGACAACCUCACUGGCGAGAUCCGAUAAUUUCCCCCAGCCGCCUUCUUGUUUGGACAGGAAAGUGUCCUGCGCCGUAUUUGUCUCCUGUGACGUCUUCGUGAAGCUAUCUAUUUAGCCGGCUACACGAGCAUUAGUGGCUUCACAGUCCAUUUGCCAUGUAUUUUGGAGGGAGUGUUGGCCUAAAAGACGUGCGCAAGCAUUGCUUCCUGACACAUAGUAGGAUGCAUCAACAUGUGCCCUUAGUGCAGUUUCAGAAGUGCUUGCCAUGCUUUCCUCAACUAAAAGUAAAUGAACAAAUGAUCGACAACAUAUGUGUGAUUGGAAAUGUGUCUUGAGUGCGAAAGUACAUGCGUGUUAUAACACAGGGAAAAAAAGAACAGCACGAAGUUCUGCGGGGACAGAAGGCAAAAAUGGCAUUAAAACAGCACUGACUUGCAACUGAUUCUUUCUUUAGAUAUGUGGGCACAUAGUACAUACCAUGCGCUGUUUGUUUGUUAUAUUGUGUCCUGUCAGAAUUUUGUGCAGUUUUUUUUUUUUUUCCUGAUAUGAGCAUGAACCAACUCCCCAUGCAUGCAGGUACAGUUUUGACUGUUGUCAUGCGUGGCAAAGUGGCAAGAUAUGCUCGGCUGUUUGUGACACUUGUAAGGCAUCUCUUUCCUGUGACAUAUAUUGUGUAACAUGUCUUUAUGCACUGCUUUCUUGCUUGGGAACAGUAUGUCCAUUGAAGAAUGCAUACAGACUCUAGUCAGUGCGUGAGUUACAUGUGCCUACUUCAACGGUGAACCAACUUUUUCUUUUGGUGUACAUUAUGACGCGCAGGGUCUUCUUCAUGCCAGAAACUAUAUUUGCUAACAUGGUCUGGUGCCUGUCAUUUCGCAAAUGUGUGGCUGUGAUCAGUGCAACCACAACUAUUCGGUUGGUGCCUGUUAAUUCAUAGUGCCUACAGUGCAUUGCUCACGUGCACUUUUAUCCCUCAUCAUUAUUCUCUGUCAUGAAGAGUAGAAUUGUUUGAGGCAAUUUUCCUGUUUGCAUUGGCACUUGAGUACUCAUCAACUCAUAAUUUUUUUGCUGGUACCAUCUGCAGGUUGCACGAAGCAUGCAAUUUUUACAAUUUUUGUAUUAAUGGGUUUUGCCCACCACCUAUACAAAAGGGGUCUUGCUAUUUGGAGCCUUUUUUUUUCUUUUCUCCAGGUUGCCAUUAACACUCCUUAUUUCUAUGCUCUUGGUCAUUGCAUUGAGGCAAGGCUUCAACUUACUGUGUGUGUUUGUGACCAAGGAGAUCUACUUUGUUUUGUGUGUGCACGCACAGUGGUUUCUAUGUGGUGACGUGUAAUAAAUUGUGGAUUACAACUCUCUC